Molecule: messenger RNA, 3821 nt
Organism: Pomacea canaliculata
Lineage: Eukaryota; Metazoa; Mollusca; Gastropoda; Architaenioglossa; Ampullariidae
Product: THO complex subunit 4-A-like
Exons: 9
Coding region: 419-1546 (375 amino acids)
Source: RefSeq, a predicted model, not a curated record
GCAGCCGGGUGUGAAAAAAAGGCAGUCCUGGAGCCCUUCGACCCCUAGCCUCUACAAACAAAGACAUAAUUAACUUAGUACACCACUGGAGUGCUGCACACCGUACCAAGACAGGCAAACAGCAUCCUGUCGUCAAGCGUGUCAUGACAAGACCGCUCUUCUGUCACGUGAGAUUCAUUUGGUGUGCUUCAUGGCGUCGUCCUGCGGCCGUAUAUAGUGUCGUCCACAUUACACAAGCGGUUUAUUUAAAAGGCGUACUGUAAGAUAGAGCGGUGCUUUUUUUGGACUUAACGUGUGAGGUCGGCGAUUUCUGACUGCUUCAACUACUGCAGGAAUACAGAUUUGAUAUUUUAUCUACAUAGCCAUUCCAGCUUCCGGUAACCAAGUUCGGAUUUGAUACAACGCACGACGCACAAAAAUGAGUACCUCAGGCGUCAGUAAAGUGGAUAUGUCUCUCGAUGAAAUCAUCAAACUUAACAGGAAAGAAAGCAAACAGAACAAGGCUUCUCGGGGACGAGGAGGAAUAACUACAGCAAGAGGUGGAGGAAGGAGGGGUUACAGGAGCAGAGGUUCCAAGAUAAGCCGAGGCGGAGCACAGACAUAUCAAGACCAGGGAAGCACUACAGGUCGUGGAUCAGCAAUCAGUAGAAGUUGGGGAAAUACACGAGCUAGGGGAAAUCUGCGAACUUGGGGGCGAGGUCGUGGCAUGAAUCAAGGCAACAGAGCUGGAAACAAUAAAGAGCAUAGCACAACGUUCAACACAGCUUCUGGCCGAGCAAGAAGAGGAAAUCUUUCGGGAAGGCUAGGUAACUUUCGUGGUGCAUUAAGAGGUCGUGGUACAAAGAGGGGUGGAUUAAAUUCUGGAGGAGACAACUCUUUGACAUCCCUUCAUCAGAAGCGACAGGUGGCUCUGAAAGCACUACAGCUGGCUCACAGAACUCUUGCAAACAUUGAACGUCAGACAGCUCGCACCAACCUUGUCAACACUAAGAGAGGCAUCACAGCUCCUCAGGGGGAAUCAUUGGGAUUGCAGAGUCAGCAACUCUCUGGCAGCACACUGUCCUUGACCUCAAGUCAAGGCAGUCGUGGAGGAGGCAGCAGAGGCAGAGGCAGGGGCAGGGGUAGACAGCUAAACAGGCAUUUACUGGGCACACAGGUUACCAGCUAUGACAAUCCUAAACCACGAGGCCGUGGUCGAGGAUGGCUUAGCAGGUCUCAGAUACCAGCCAGCAACAUCAGUGUGAGCAUUGACAAUCCUUCAACGAACACCAGACAGCUUCUCCAGCCUCACAGUCAGCCAAGGCGUAGGCCAUGGAGACGACCUCAGCAAUAUAACACUAGCGAUCGUGUGGUACCUCAGACUUCUAUUGCCAAAGAUUUAAUGAAAUUAAAGCCCACAGAGUCAAUGUCUUACGUCUUUCAGAAGAAUGCAUUUUCAGCAGGAUCAACAAGUCAGUCACUGAAUGAAAGAUUUUCCAGUGUGACUGGUGGCCGAGACACUGAUGCAGCAGAGGUUGAUAGCUCAGGAAGAAAAGUUUUCUUCUAAUUUGAGAAUUUAUCAUAGAACAGUGCUCAGUGCUGUAUGGAGACAGGAUUUGAGCUUUGAAUUGUGUGAGGAAAAAAUUAACUAGGGCAAAGAUCCUCUUCAUAUAUAUAUCAUCAAGAUAUACGACAGAUAUUAGUACCUGUUUAGAAAUGAGGAAAAACUGCUCUGAUUAACAAAUAUCAGGGAGAAAGGCAAAUUUUGUUUUAAUCUGCUGUUUGUCAGUUUGUGAAUAUUUGGUGAGAAUUUGUUGGUCUAGCUUCUUAAUUUUAUUUAUUUAUUUUUAUUUAUUUUUUUUUUAAUUAGAUAGUGGGGGAAUCCCUCACGGCCAGUGUAACAGAGGUUGACAUCUAGUGCCUUAAACAUGUACAAUGGCUGUCAGAAUGCAAUAUUAAAAAAGUCACCUUUGAUGCUUCAUCACAGAAUGCUACUGUCGUAUAUCUAACAGAGUGGCUGCGGAGAAGAACAAGAGAGAGAGAACAGCAUACAAGUUUUGUUUUUUGUUUUUUUUUGUUGUUUUUUUUGGGGGGAGGGGAGGGGGUUGUGUGUGUGAAUUAUAAUACAGCAUGCCAAAAAAAAAAUUUCUUCACAAUUUAUUUCUUUAACAUCAUGACUUUAAUAUUUCCAAUUUUCAAAAAAAGUUGUGAAAAUGUCUCCAUGUGCAAUUUUUGGCUUUUAGAUUUUAGUGGAAUUUGCAUAAGACUUGAUCUGACGUGAAACAUAAAUUGGAAAGUAGAAGGAAUCAAAUGUCAAUUUGCUUUGGGCACUUCUAGCCGCUGCAAAAGCACUAGUAUCAAGUGUGAGGAGCACUUUUUUUUUUAAGUGUGAGCAUGUGGUGUUUUUUUUUUUUUUUUGUUUUUUUUUUUUUUUUAUUUGGGGGGGGUUAAAUAAUGUUAGAUUUAAAGAUUAAGGUGCACAAAUUGCAGACAAGAUCAUAAACAUGGGUUGGACACUGUUGUAGAAAUGCAUACGUGUGGAGUAUGCUUGAUGCUAAUGUCAUUGGUAAUGCUUUUCAAAAUAUUAACUCUUCAUGUACAGUUCACACCUGUGAAUUCUUCAUUGCUACUUCAUUCAACUGUGUCGUUACACCAGUAUUGAAUGAGUUCAGACGUGUUGAGUAAUGUAUGUUAAGGCUUGAAUGUCAGUUACAUUGUCAACAUUUUAACAGCUUUAUACUGUAUUCUGAUUGCUGUCACAGAUUCUACUGUAAAACAUGCAAAUCUUUUGAUCAUUAUAAUUACAAUGAAGGCAGCUAUACAUGAGCCACUGUGACAAGGAACCAUUUUCUAACAAAAGAAGACAAUACUUCAAGGAGCAAGUGAAUUUCUGUUUUUUAAUCUCACCCACAACUACCACUCCCCCUCGCCACUCCACAAAAAAAAAAAAAAAAUGAUUUUCAUCAGUUCCUUCCUUUUGUGGAUAAUAUUUUAGUAUUGUAUGUAUUUGAAUAUUAACAGGACACAAGAUGUAACCAGCUUUUAGCUUUCAAGCAUUAAACUUUUAGAACUGAAAACAAACCAAAUGAUUUUAUACAUAUGUAAGAACUGAAAAAGCUAUUUUUUCUUACCUAGACAUCUGCGUAAGUAAGGUAAGCACAUGACGAAAUCCUAGACCCUAGGAAUGCAUCUGUUCCUAACAUCAAAGAUAUAAGUGCUGUUAUAUGUACUUGUAUAAGUGCCAUGUUUUUGUUCUACUAAUUUCAUGUCUUGUGCACUUGUACACUACAUUUUUGUGCCAAACAAAACACAGUCCUCAGACUGAAGCGUUUUUUUUUUUCGGGCAUCUCCUUUGUUUUAGCUGAAUGGUUAUUUAAUAUAUAAUAUAGAUAUAUUAUGGUUCUUAGAAUAACAAGUGACACAAUCCAAGUCCAUUUUCAAGUUUUGGCUUAUUCAUUAUUUGUCCAGUUAUAUGUAAAAAUAGUGCAAGCACAAACUGUUGUGUUGGUGAGUGAUUCACACAAUUAUUUGUAAAUCUUGGCCAUGCUUUUUUUCAUCCUCUUCAUAAUCCUGCAUAAACCAACAGGUAAACAGAAUAGGCCAAGGUAUUUAUUUCUGUGACAUCAGAAAAUCUUGAAAAUAUAUGGACAUCACUGCUGGACCAUUAAUCCACCUUUAUUGUUGAAGUGUUAGGUGAUGAUAUAGGUGGUGGUACAUCAGUUUUUCUUCUUAUUCCUUUGGUGGUGAAUACUUUCCUAUUUUUUUGUAAUAACAGGUAUGCAAACAUAGUUACAGAUUCUUCAUUUGGCUGUGCAAUGACAGUAAAGCUGCAUGUAAUAAAA